UGUUUGGUAACUCAACAGCACAAGUUACACAAGCAAGGAUAAUUUUAUAAUAGCAGCAUUUCACAACUUUUACAUCAGUUUGCACGCUCAGCACAUGCGUCCGAGAAAGCAAUUAUGUCUUCUCCUUUGGCUGGUACUACAAUAAAAAUGGUCAACCUGAAAUCAUAGAAUAGAAUAUCAUUGACGUCCACGCCUCACCUUCCAUUUAUGAGACAAAACAAUACAUUGCCUACAUUUGAGUCGACUUACAUCAGGAGUCGGAAGAACAUUUAUCGCUUUGGGCUGAAUAACGCGGAACUCCAAAGUAAAGUCAGUAUGUUUGAUAUGACAGUGUAAAUAUCAAUCGCGAGCAGAGAGAGCGAGCGCCUCGAUCUUGGACAACUACAGCGCGCGAAUUUUCUAACGUAGAAUUCUUCAAGUGGAGUAGGACACAGAAAGGAGUUUGUCGUCGCCAUGGAGUUGAAUUCAGUGCUUUUGACUGCGGGUGGCUCUAUUGGUUUUUUUAAACUUGUCAACUGUGGUGUCAGUAAACUCCCUAUUCCUGAGACUGCUUGCAGAAAUGCCUGGAAAUGGAGAAAUAUCUGCACAUCUUUCACCCACAGUCUGAUAACUGGGAUAUGGGCUGUACUAUGCUUUUUCGUACACCCACAGAUGGCCGAAGAUUUGAUAGGAACCCAUUCUGUGUUCUCGCACACGUUGGUUUCUGUAUCAAUUGGCUACUUCAUCUAUGACUUCCUUGAUAUGGUGCUCAACCAGAAGAUGAUCCUGUCAUGGGAGCUCCUAUUCCAUCACACAGUGGUGAUCAGCUGUUUCGGCAUCACCGUCCUGACCGGUCGCUACGUGGGCUUUGCUGUGGUGGCCCUCCUGGUUGAGAUCAACUCUGUGUUCCUCCACCUGCGGCAGAUCUUACGCAUGGCCAACCUAGCAGAGGGCGACCUCUACCGCAUCAACAGCAUGGUCAACCUAGGUACCUAUGUGGUGUUCCGGAUCAACACCCUGGCCUGGAUGACCCGCUGGCUGGUCCUGAACCGGGACAACAUCCCCCUGUUCAGCUACACAGCGGGGAGUGUAGGGCUAGCCAUUAUGACCGCCAUGAAUAUAGUGCUCUUCUACCGCCUGCUGAGGUCUGACUUCCUCAAGAGUAGUACACCCACGCCCACGGAUUGUAAAGAGAGUAGAGGGCAAGGAGAGGGAAAGAAGGAGACGUAGGAAGGGAGGGAGGGAGAAGAGAUAAUGGCAGAGAUUGUAUAAUGGCAGAGAUGGAUGAGAUGUCCUUGAGUAUUCGAGAGGGUGAGCAGGAUGUAUGAACACACGAGGUACAGGCGUUUACAAUUCACACACACAAGGUCCAUUGAAUGAUAGCCAAAAAGAAGUGACACAUCUAUGAAAUAAUGUGUGUGUAUAUAUGUGUACUGUGUGUGUGUGCAGGAUAAUGUGCUCUACUGUACCUUAGAAAGUUUGGGUUCUCACCCAAUCGGUCGUGUAUAUAUAUAUAUAUUCAUAUUCAAAGGUUUGGACACACCUACUCAUUCAAGGGUUUUUCUUUAGUUUUACUAUUUUCAACAUUGUAGAAUAAUAGUGAAGACAUCAGAACUAUGAUAUGACGUAUGGAAUCAUGUAGUAAAGAAAAAAAGUGUAAAACAAAUCAAAACAUAUUUUAGAUUUUAGAUUCUUUAAAGUAGCCACCCUUUGCCUUGAUGAUAGCUUUGCACACUCU
Messenger RNA from Salmo salar (Atlantic salmon), 1717 nucleotides. It is a transcript of the gene tlcd2, whose product is annotated as TLC domain containing 2. Gene Ontology annotation, biological process: membrane assembly; regulation of membrane lipid distribution; phospholipid homeostasis. Gene Ontology annotation, cellular component: plasma membrane. Lineage: Eukaryota; Metazoa; Chordata; Actinopteri; Salmoniformes; Salmonidae. The record is from RefSeq and is a predicted model, not a curated record.